AUGUUUUUGUCUGUGGGCCUACGAUCAAAUCCGGUAAAGUUAUCCUUCUUUCGAUUUAGUUCUAUCAAGUGCAGCAAGCCACUAGGAAGUGCAUUAACAAUAAGGUCAUUAUCCAAUAAAUGCAUAUCAAGUUCACCGAUACAUAGUCAGCUUUCCAAUAUAAUAUCAAAGAGGAACUUUUCUAAUGGGAAGUUUUCACUUAGAGGAAGCUGGGAAAGUAUAUUCAAAGAUAAUGGGAGUGAUAGAUACACAAGAUUGAAUAGGUUCCAACAAUUUCAGAGGAACAGUGGUAACUCCAACUCCUUAGGGGUAAUAACAGCAUUCGGUGUUGGUGCUAUGGCAGUUAUUUACUUUAUCUCGCCGUACCUAUUUAAUAUAGUGCCACCGUUCACUUAUUUUAAGCAUAAUCCCAAAGAUCUUGUUUAUGCUAUCCUAGGAACAAACUUAUUGGUGUUUGGUAUGUGGCGUAUUCCUCAAUGUUGGAGAUUCUUACAGAAAUACAUGUUGUUGCAAAAGGAUCAUAUGGCAAGCAAGUGGGCAAUAGUUGGAAGUGCAUUUUCUCAUCAAGAGUUUUGGCAUCUCGGUAUGAAUAUGUUGGCAUUAUGGUCAUUCGGUACCUCAUUAGCUAGCAUACUUGGUACAGCAAACUUUUUCUCCCUGUAUAUGAAUAGUGCCAUCGCUGGUUCUCUGUUCUCGCUUUGGUAUCCUCGGAUUGCCAAACUAAUGAUGAUAGGCCCAAGUUUGGGUGCCAGUGGUGCUUUAUUCGGUGUAUUUGGUAGUUUUGCUUAUUUAUUUCCACAGGCAAAAAUUCUACUGUUUGUGUUUCCUAUACCCGGAGGAGCAUGGGUCGCCUUUCUAGGAUCGGUGGCAUGGAACUUAGCCGGCUGUGUAUUGAGGUGGGGAUCAUUCGACUAUGCUGCUCACUUAGGUGGUUCCUUGAUGGGUAUUGCGUACGGAUGGUAUAUAAGCACACUAAUGAAGAAGAGAAGGGAGCGUCGGAUCAAAAGUGUUUCCAAAUGGGUGUGA
Nakaseomyces glabratus is the source of this 1026-nucleotide messenger RNA. RefSeq names its product rhomboid protease PCP1 (gene PCP1). The record is from RefSeq and is a predicted model, not a curated record. NCBI's taxonomy places the organism in Eukaryota, Fungi, Ascomycota, Saccharomycetes, Saccharomycetales, Saccharomycetaceae. Gene Ontology annotation, cellular component: membrane. Gene Ontology annotation, molecular function: serine-type endopeptidase activity.